AUGCUUUCAACUUCUCGAAUUCGUUUGGUGGUUUUUAUGGUUGUUCUGAGUCACGUUGCAUACAACUCGUACAGUUACAGCUCCGGCAGUGAAAUUCGAUGUAACUGGAAUUGUUCUGUCCAUACUGCUGAUCUAACAGCACUCACGCGUGAAAUGAAAACCUCAAUGGCGACCAACGAAUUGAUCAAACUUGGUGUACGGUACGAGAAGACAGUGGACGACAAAUGCGCGAACGAGACGUCUGUUCACUCAAGCGAAUAUGCUUCUGAAUAUUGUCAAAUCUGCUUGGUAAACAAAAGACCCUCUCAAUCGACUACGGUUAUUAAACACUUGAUAAAUAAUGUAUUUUCUAAUGUAGAUCAAAGAGAAAUUCGCGCCAUUUGUAGCUUGAACCCAGCAAGAACAAGUGUUUCAAGCCCCACGAACUACAGCAGCCGUUCUUCCACCAUUUGUCAUCUCAUUAAUUUAGAAGCUGAAUUGGAUAGAAUCGGUUAUCAAGCGGUGGAAAAAGAUGAUCUUCGAUCAUGCAUUAAUGUUACCAUAUCAAACGGGACCAACAGCACUAAAGGAGCAUUGAAGUACAGGGCAUGGCCAAGUAGGGUUUUAAUUUGCUUUUCCCUUAUAUUCGUCGCAGUGUUCAUGUAUUACUCUCUAGCCUUCCUUUGUCUUUUCUACCCGACGGAGAUCUUGCAAAAUGGCGUUCCAUAUAUCAAUCUUGAAGGAGCAAGUCCCGUCAGUCUCCGAAGCUCAGUGGGAAAUUGCUUUUUCUCUAGAAGCGAAGGAGUCUGGCACAACAUAAAAACAUUCUUUUUGCGAGUUUUUAUUAUACCUCUUCCAUUUCUGUUUAGUGCAAUUUAUUUUAAAUACGAAAUUGAUGGCUUCUUAGAAAUGCCGUCAUUCUUGCAAAGAUUCGCUAUAGAGUCCAGUUUUUGUUAUUGAAUUCAGGCUUUUUACAUAUCGUUUUACUUGAAAAGGCCAAUGAAAGCAAAGCCUUGCUCCGUUUGUAAGUUGGUUAAACCAACAAUUCUUUCAUGUCAAGAUGAACUUCCUCGGCUUAUCAUCAAUCAUUUGCGCCUCCAGCCUUUGAUCUUUGUAGAAUGUUGGACGCUUUUUAAAAGGUGUUUGGUAAAUUAUGUAAAAACGUCCGCUUCGGUGAUUCACUCCCGCAGAGUUUCUAUCAUCUCAGCGCCAGUUCGUCUUGCCCUUUUCAUCAUUCUGUUUCUCUGUAUACCCGUUGUAAUAAUAGUGCUAGUGAUCGUAGUCUGUUUGUUAACUUUAAUAGGUAUUCUAUGGACCUCUCCUGUCGCAACCUUAUGCUCCGCUCAAUACUGGCCGAGCAAUACAAAAUCAAAAAGACGUAUUUUAUUGAUGAAGCUCUUACAUUGGACCCUCUCGUAUUUUCCCAUAAUGGGUGCCGCUAUACUUUUAUUAUUUUCAGGUUUCGGUACUCUACUUGCUGUUCUAAACGUUUUCGCGCUCUCUUUCUCAGAGAAACACCUUCCUUACGUGGCUUGUUCCGUUUUUGUUUUAUAUUACAUCUGGUCAAGCUAUAGCUAUUUUACGAAAACAUACCACGAGCUUGCCUUAGCUUUAUUUUAUUACAACAAGAAUUCAAGACAAAAUCAGGUCAAUUACGUUCCUCACAGCUCUAAUCAGCUGCAAAAUUUACCCAGUACUGCAGGCAAUGACCUUGAAAACAUAAUGGCAAUUCCAAAAAGGCUCUUCGGUAUGGCAUGUGAAGAACUUAUGCCUCUCAGAGAAGGUGUCUGCAUACUUAUUUUGAAGAUCACAGUGAUCGUGUCUUCUGUGUCGAUUGUGUUUUCUUUGACCAUGUUGUUCAGCUCUGAGACUACGCCUUUGAUGAAAACUUUGUUGACUUUCCUCACUUUAUCGUUUCCUAAGAUCGUCGCUAUUUACGUUGACGGAGGAUGGCAGGAAAAAUUGCGAGCAAUGGUUGUUGAAGAAAAAGUUCCAAAAAUUGUAGAAAAAUUCUUAAGUGAAACCUUUGAGACAAAUCGUGAACAGAGAGGCAGAAAUGAAAAGACCGACGAAGUAAUUUUAGUACAUGAAGACUACGUUGAGCUUGCACGCAUGUAG
Pocillopora meandrina is the source of this 2097-nucleotide messenger RNA. NCBI's taxonomy places the organism in Eukaryota, Metazoa, Cnidaria, Anthozoa, Scleractinia, Pocilloporidae. The record is from the annotation of a GenBank genome assembly.